AUGUACGAGGAAGACCGAAUGACGGUCAAAUCCGGCCUCGAAGACUCGGACUCCUCCGGCAAGGGCCGUGUCUUAUAUUGCCGAAAAUGUGAAGGCCAUGGUCAGCAAGUGAUCCUGAAAGGCCACGCCCCCAUUUGCCCCUAUAUUCUGUGCCAAUGCGCAUCGUGCGAAAAGUUGAUGAACAAGCGGCUGAAGUCGUUCAACAAGCGCAACCGCGAAAAGAUCCAGCUCGCCACCCAAAUGGCCCACAAACGCGGGGAGCACGACCGUGGCCGCGGCUCCUCAUCUACCCCGUCAAGCGGAACCUGUUCACCCGACACGGUCAUGUCCAUGUGCAACGGCCAUCAACCGAGCUCUUCCAAGGCGCCGAGCGGCCUCGAGUCACGUUCAAUGUCGAUGGGCGCGAUGACGGUCAUGUCGUACGACAUCUGGAAGGCCAAGUGCGCCGCUGAGAGGAAGGAGCGUGAGGAGCGAGACCGAGAGGACAAGGAGCGCAAGGCGUCGCUCCCCGUUUGCCGACAAGCCAGCCCUGAAGUUCAGCAGCGGAAGAGGGCGCACACGUUCGUGUCGUCGACGGAUGCCCAGCUGCCCCGGAUCAAGCUCAAUGGGGAGAAGGAGCAGAAGAAAGGACGCUACGUGACGCUACCCACGAUUCCGCCUAUGAGUGUGCUGAUUGCAGAUGAAGAUGCGCCGGAAUUGACCCCGACUGAGAUUGUCGAAGUCGAGAAGAAAGAAGAAGCUCCCGUCUUGAAGCCCAUCCCAGCUCCAGUGGCCCGAAAACUCGGCGCAAACGUGCUCCCUCCGGCCUCCCUGUUCCAGUCCCUCAACCUCCCCACAUCUACCGUAACCCCAAUGACGGUCCCGACCGUCUCACUCCCAUUCUCGCUCCCCACCUCUCUCCCACCCACCACCCUCCCCGCCGAUCAAAUCCUCGCCUCAAUGAUCCCCCAAUCCAUGAUCCCUUCAUCAGUCCUUCUCCAAUCCUCCCUCCUCCUCAACCAGGCCACCCAAGCUGCUGCUCAACUCCCCCAGCAGCAGAACCUGAUGCAGGCCAUCCUCAGCGGAGAUAUGUCGGCCCUCAUCUCCUCCCUCUCCCAACCCCAGCCGAACAUCUUGGAGUUGUUGCAGCGGUCUGCCCAGCUGCAACAGCUGACCGCCAGCCUCUCGGCCCUGUCCCCACCCACGGCUUCUCCCCCGCUCGACACCAACCAGGCCAUUGCCAGCCUGUCCAACCCGCUGUUCACCCAGCUGAUGACCCGCCAGCCCUUGUUCACGUCGACGAUC
Messenger RNA from Mesorhabditis spiculigera, 1284 nucleotides. Lineage: Eukaryota; Metazoa; Nematoda; Chromadorea; Rhabditida; Rhabditidae. The record is from the annotation of a GenBank genome assembly.